AGUGUAAAAGAGAGUGUCAAGUGGGGCGGUCGCGUCGUCGUGCGGUCGGGUGGGUCUUACUCGUUUCGUAUUCUUAUAACUUGUGCACUUUAAUAGACCACCUUGAAUGCGUUGUUCGAGUCGUUACAACCGCCGGGGCCAACAGAGUUCACUGCCAGCCUGACCACUCAACGCAGGUCAUUGUCGUGAGACAACCGACGCAGAGGAUUAAAAAUAAUGCUGCUUUUACUAAUAAUAACAACGUCAGUAUGUGUAUCAUUGCACAGUACACGUCUCGCUGAGGCAGUCACAGUGAAGAGAAAUGUGGCGGCUGAUCCAGUUGUUAUUCAAGUACGGGAAGAAAAUGAACAUAGGAAAAAUCCAGUUGAGGCGGUUAAACAUUCACGCACCAUCAAGAUAGUAGGCGACAAAUUCGUUGUGGACGGAAAGCCGCUGCAGAUAGCAUCUGGGUCGCUGCACUACUUCAGGCUGCCCGCUGAGUACUGGCGGGAUCGGUUGCGGAAGCUUAGAGCAGCUGGGCUCAACUCCGUCUCAACCUAUGUGGAGUGGAGCUACCACGAGCCUGAAGAACGAAUGUACUCGUUCGAGGGAGACCGUGAUAUCGUACAAUUUAUUCGAAUUGCCGCGGAGGAGGGUCUGCACGUGCUUCUCAGACCUGGACCUUACAUCUGCGCUGAACGGGACCUAGGCGGGCUACCAUAUUGGCUUCUUGGAAAAUAUCCCAAUAUAAAGUUAAGAUCAACAAAUGCAGAUUUUAUGGAAGAAAGUAAAAUAUGGUUAAAUAAACUUUUUGGACUACUGACCCCAUUGUUAUAUUCAAACGGCGGCCCUAUUAUUCUAGUCCAGGUAGAAAAUGAAUAUGGUAGUUACGGCAGUAACUCACAGUAUAAGAGCCAGCUAUAUAAUAUAUUUAAAGAGCACGUGGGGGAUGCUGCGAUACUCUACACUACAGAUGGAAACGUUAACAGUACCAUCCGAGGCGGAGCCAUCAACAAUACGCUUACUACAGUCGAUUUCGGGCCCAAACAAGAUGUCGACGCUGCAUUUCGACCGUUGCGCCUUUUCAUGCCCGAGGGGCCUUUGAUGAACUCAGAAUACUACUCAGGGUGGCUCACACAUUGGGGUGAAGCAUUCCAGAGAGGUUCAACCAACUCAAUAAUCAAAACUUUACGAAGUAUGCUCGACAAGAAAAUUAAUUUUAAUUUUUACAUGUUUUUUGGAGGAAGCAACUUUGAAUUUUCAGCAGGUGCAAACUACUUCAGUAUUUAUCAGCCUGAUAUAACAUCCUACGAUUACGAUGCACCAUUAUCUGAGGCAGGUGACCCGACGCCAAAAUACUUUGCUAUACGCGAAUUAUUGCACGAGUAUGGUUUUGAGGCACCACAUUUGCAACCUCCAGACGAAUCUUUAAAAGGAGCUUACGGACCAUGGUCAAUGGAGAAACAAUAUGGACUAUUAACGGACAAAGGGCGCUCGUCCUUAAGCAAAAAAUACAAAGAUGUUUAUGGUUCUCUGUUACCAACGUUUGAAUUACUGAGACAACGCAGUGGAUUAAUGCUUUAUGAAAUUACUUUAAGCGAAAAUCGUCAAGGGUUACUUCAUAUCAGUGAUCCAAGAGAUCGAGUAUAUGUUUAUGUUAAUAAUGAACUCCGUGGCAUAAUAAGCAGAAUGCACAAAAUAUUUUCGUUGCCCCUCGUAACUAAAUCCAAUGACACAUUGUCAUUGCUCGUAGAAAAUCAAGGGCGUAUUAAUUACGGCGCCAUGCUGCAUGAUUACAAGGGAUUACGAUAUGUAUUAUACAACAAUCGCAGUCUGGAUGGGCGUUGGACGAUAACGGGAUUUCCUCUAGAAAAUCUUCCAUUAUCUGAAGCAAAGCAGAACAAUCAAAAAGACGCAAAUAGCGGACCUGCGCUAUACGAAGGCACAUUCACUUUACCAGCUGGACUGUAUCCACUAGACACAUAUUUGGACACCACGGGUUGGGGAAAGGGUUACAUUUGGGUGAAUGGCCAUAAUCUCGGCAGAUACUGGCCAGACGUAGGCCCACAGGUGACACUAUAUCUACCUGGCGUUUGGCUUCGAUCGGCACCUGCCGUCAAUCGAAUUCAGAGCGAAAUGUCCGGCGAAGAGUUGAAAAGUGAAAUAGGGCCACCAUGCAGCCUCGUGCUAGCGGAUGGCUCUGUCUUCCUGGGGAGGAGCUUUGGAGCCCAAGUUCCUUCAGAGGGAGAAGUAGUAUUUCAAACGGGCAUGGUGGGGUAUCCGGAAUCAUUGACAGAUCCAUCAUAUCAUGCACAGCUAUUGGUUUUAACAUACCCUCUUGUUGGAAACUAUGGGGUACCUGACGAAGAAGAUCACGAUGAACAUGGAAUUCCCAAAUGGUUCGAGUCAAAUCGUAUUUGGGCAUCAGGUUUGAUAGUAGGGGAAGUCAGCACAAGUGCGUGUCAUUGGCGCGCAAAACGUUCUCUUGGAUCUUGGCUGGCGUCCCGAGGAGUCCCUGGCCUGUGCGAUAUAGAUACAAGGGCAUUGACUUAUCGCUUAAGAGAAGGUGUUACACUAGGUCGCAUAAUACAAGGCGAGCCACCAUUUGGACCGCUUCCCCCUCUCUCUGACCCUAAUAUAAGAAAUUUAGUUGCUGAAGUAUCGACAAAGGAAACAAGGAUUUACAAUCUUAAAGGAGACGUUACUAUUGUAGCUGUAGACUGUGGUUUAAAAUAUAAUCAAAUCAGGUGCUUAAUAAAAAGGAAUGCAAAAGUAGUUUUAGUACCAUGGGAUCAUAAAAUAGAGCCAAAUACUUACGAUGGCUUAUUCAUAAGUAAUGGUCCUGGUGACCCCAUUGUUUGCAAAAAAGUUGUUGAUAAUCUUAAAGAAGUUAUUGCAAACAAAAAUAAUGUGAAACCUGUAUUUGGAAUUUGUCUUGGGCACCAACUGUUAUCAACAGCUGCGGGCUGCAAAACUUUUAAAACUAAAUAUGGUAAUCGUGGACAUAAUUUACCAUGUACCCACAACGGAACAGGAAGGUGUUUUAUGACCUCCCAAAACCAUGGAUUUGCAGUUGACGUAGAUUCGAUACCCUCAGAUUGGAAAGUAUUGUUUACAAAUGAAAAUGAUAAAACAAAUGAGGGAAUCAUACAUAAAAAACUCCCGUUUUUCAGCGUUCAAUUUCAUCCAGAACACACCGCUGGCCCUACUGAUUUAGAAUGUUUGUUCGAUGUAUUUGUAGAUAGCGUAAAAUCCUUCAAAAAUAAUAAGCCAGUAGUCAUUGAUGAAUUGAUCAACACUAUUCUACACUUUACACCUUCUUUACAAGAACGCCCUAAAAAAGUUUUAAUCCUAGGUUCUGGUGGUUUAUCUAUAGGUCAGGCAGGUGAAUUUGAUUACUCAGGAUCUCAAGGUGUAAAAGCUUUACAAGAAGAAAAAAUUCAAACUGUAUUAAUAAAUCCUAAUAUUGCUACCGUUCAAACUUCGAAAGGUCUUGCAGACAAAGUAUACUUCUUGCCUAUUACCCCUGAUUAUGUAGAACAAGUAAUUAAAGCUGAACGACCUACAGGAGUACUUUUAACAUUUGGUGGUCAAACUGCCUUAAAUUGUGGAGUAGAAUUAGAAAAGUCGAAAGUAUUUCAAAAGUACAACGUAUCUGUUUUGGGGACACCAAUAAAGUCCAUAGUAGAGACAGAAGACAGAAAAAUGUUUGCAGAAAAGAUUAACGAAAUAGGAGAAAAAGUUGCACCAAGUGCAGCUGUGACUUCAAUAGACGAGGCUAUUUCUGCUGCCAAACAAAUAGGUUAUCCAGUAAUGGCACGAUCAGCAUUCUCUUUAGGAGGUUUGGGUUCAGGAUUUGCAAACAAUGAAGACGAACUUAGAGCACUCGCACAUCAAGCUCUCUCUUAUUCCGAUCAACUGAUAAUUGACAAAUCAUUAAAAGGUUGGAAAGAAGUGGAGUACGAAGUUGUUCGGGAUGCGUAUGACAAUUGCAUCACAGUGUGUAAUAUGGAAAAUGUUGAUCCGCUUGGUAUACAUACGGGAGAAUCUAUAGUUGUUGCUCCAAGUCAAACACUCUCCAAUAGAGAAUAUUAUAUGUUACGAAAUACGGCCAUAAAAGUCAUAAGACAUUUUGGUAUAAUUGGAGAAUGCAAUAUUCAGUAUGCACUUAAUCCAAAUUCAGAAGAAUUUUAUAUUAUUGAAGUUAAUGCUAGACUUUCAAGGAGCUCGGCACUAGCUAGCAAAGCUACUGGUUAUCCUCUGGCCUAUGUAGCAGCUAAACUGGCAUUAGGCAUUCCGUUACCUAUUAUUAAAAAUUCUGUUACUGGUGUGACUACAGCUUGUUUUGAACCAAGUUUGGAUUAUUGUGUGGUCAAAAUUCCUAGAUGGGAUUUAGCUAAAUUUAAUAGAGUUAGUACGAAAAUUGGAAGUUCUAUGAAGAGUGUUGGAGAAGUGAUGUCGAUUGGUAGAAGUUUCGAGGAAGCUUUUCAAAAAGCUUUAAGAAUGGUUGAUGAAAAUGUAAAUGGUUUUGACCCUAAUAUUAAGAAAGUCAACGAGGAUGAACUUCGUGAACCUACGGACAAACGAAUGUUUGUAUUAGCAGCGGCCCUUAAGAAUGGUUAUAGUUUAGAAAAAUUAUACACACUAACAAAAAUUGACCGAUGGUUCCUUGCAAAAUUUAAAAAUAUAAUUGAAUAUUACAAAACACUUCAGGCUGUCGAUAGCAGUACGAUUACCUCAGAAAUAUUAAAAAAAGCAAAGAAGAUAGGAUUUUCAGAUAAGCAGAUAGCUGCUGCUAUAAAAAGCACAGAAGUAGCUGUAAGGAAAUUACGCGAAGAAUUUAACAUUACCCCAUAUGUUAAACAAAUUGAUACUGUUGCUGCUGAAUGGCCAGCUUCAACAAAUUAUUUAUAUUUGACAUACAAUGGAAGCACCCAUGAUUUGGAGUUUCCUGGUGAAUAUACAAUGGUUUUGGGAUCAGGCGUAUAUAGAAUUGGUAGUUCUGUAGAAUUCGAUUGGUGUGCCGUUGGUUGUUUAAGAGAAGUUAGAAAUCAAGGCAAGAAAACAAUAAUGGUAAAUUAUAAUCCUGAAACUGUAAGUACUGAUUACGACAUGAGUGACAGAUUAUACUUUGAAGAAAUAUCCUUCGAGGUGGUUAUGGAUAUUUAUAAUAUAGAAAAACCAAAUGGAAUAAUUUUGUCGAUGGGUGGACAGUUGCCAAAUAAUAUUGCCAUGGAUCUACAUCGCCAACAAGCUACCAUAUUGGGCACUUCCCCCGACAUGAUAGACAACGCAGAAAACAGAUUUAAAUUUUCGCGAAUGUUAGACCGGAAAGGUAUUCUUCAACCCAGGUGGAAAGAACUAACUGAUCUGGAAUCUGCUACACAGUUUUGCGAAGAGGUAGGAUUUCCUUGUUUGGUAAGGCCUUCAUAUGUUCUUAGUGGUGCAGCAAUGAAUGUAGCACAUUCAAAUCAGGAAUUGGAAACCUAUCUUAAAUCAGCAAGUUUAGUUAGCAAAGAUCAUCCUGUAGUGAUAUCUAAAUUCAUAAUGGAUGCAAAGGAAAUAGAUGUAGAUGUUGUGGCCGCCGAUGGUAUCAUAUAUUGCAUGGCUGUUUCUGAGCACGUCGAAAAUGCUGGCGUACACUCUGGAGAUGCAACUUUAGUCACCCCACCACAAGACAUUAAUGAACAAACAUUAGAAAAAAUUAAAGAAAUAUCAGGUAUUAUAGCGGAAACACUCGAUGUGACAGGACCAUUUAAUAUGCAACUAAUAGCAAAAGAUAACGAAUUAAAAGUGAUAGAAUGUAACGUCCGAGUUUCCAGAUCUUUUCCAUUUGUUUCCAAGACAUUAGAUCAUGAUUUUGUAGCUAUGGCUACUAAACUAAUACUAGGCAUACCCGUAGAACCAAUAGAUGUUAUGUCUGGCUGUGGAAAAGUUGGUGUAAAGGUUCCACAAUUCUCAUUCUCCAGACUCUCAGGUGCAGAUGUCACCCUCGGAGUAGAAAUGGCAUCAACUGGCGAAGUAGCAUGCUUUGGUGAAAACCGUUAUGAAGCUUAUUUAAAGUCAUUAAUGAGUACAGGUUUCAAAAUACCAGAGAAAGCUAUUUUGUUAUCAGUUGGAACGUUCAAGCACAAAAUUGAACUUCUGCCUAGCGUGAGAACGCUACAACGAAUGGGAUAUAAAUUAUAUGCUAGUAUGGGUACCGGCGAUUUCUACACGGAACACGGAAUCGAGAUUGAAAGUGUUCAGUGGACAUUUGAUCACAUCGGAGAUCCAGAAGAUGCCAGGUCCGAUGGUGAGCUGAUGCACUUGGCUGAUUUCAUGGCAAGACGUCAACUGGACUUGGUGAUAAAUUUACCUAUGCGAGGAGGCGCUCGCCGUGUUUCAUCGUUUAGUACCCACGGCUACCGUACACGGCGCUUGGCUGUGGAUUAUGCGGUCCCCUUAGUCACCGAUGUAAAAUGUGCUAAACUACUCGUGAAGGCUAUGCAGCAAUGUGGCGGAGUCCCUCAUAUGAAAACACAUACAGAUUGUAUGACUUCCCGUAAUAUAUUAAAGUUACCUGGUUUCAUUGACGUACACGUUCAUGUUCGUGAGCCUGGUGCGACUUAUAAAGAAGAUUUCAAUUCCUGCACAGCCGCUGCUCUCGCUGGUGGUAUCACUAUGAUUUGUGCUAUGCCAAAUACUUAUCCCCCAGUGAUUGAUCGCAGUGCUUUUGAUUACGUUUCUGCACUUGCUCGUGUAAGUGCACGUUGCGAUUACGCCUUAUAUGUUGGAGCUUCGUCAACUAAUUUUGAAACAAUAAAUGAAAUUGCACCACAAGCCUUAUCAUUGAAAAUGUAUCUCAAUCAGACAUUUUCUACUUUAACUCUUGAUGAUAUGACUAUAUGGCAGCAACAUUUACAAAACUGGCCUAAGAAAAUACCAGUGUGUGCACAUGCAGAAAGAGAGAAGACCGGCGCAGUCAUUUUAAUGGCAUCCUUAUUAGAUCGACCUAUACAUAUCUGUCAUUUAGCAAGAAAAGAAGAAAUUUUAAUUGUAAAGGCUGCCAAAGAAAGAGGACUCAAAGUAACGUGUGAAGUAUGCCCUCAUCAUUUGUUUUUAAGUACAGCUGAUAUUGAUCGCAUUGGAAAAGGACGUGCCGAGGUACGACCUGUUUUAUGUAGCCCUGAAGACCAAGCAGCGUUAUGGAAAAAUUUGGACGUUAUUGAUAUUUUUGCAACAGAUCACGCACCUCAUGCGCUAGAGGAAAAGAAUUCAGAAUCGCCACCACCAGGGUUUCCUGGCUUGGAAACUAUUUUACCAUUAUUAUUAAAUGCAGUACAUGAAGGUCGAUUAACUAUGGAAGAUCUUAUUAAUAAAUUUCAUAAAAAUCCUCGCAAAAUAUUUAACCUGCCAGAACAACCAAACACUUAUGUUGAAGUAGACAUGGAUUAUGAAUGGACUAUUCCAGAUGCCAUGGAAUUCACAAAAUCGAAAUGGACACCUUUUUCAGGAAUGCAAGUAUGUGGUGCUAUCCAUCGAGUAACUUUGCGAGGAGAAAUCGCUUACGUUGAAGGUCAAGUUCUUGUUCCUCCUGGUUUCGGACAAAAUGUAAGAGAUUGGCCUGUGCCUAAAAAACAAAUAUUCCCAUCAUAUUCCGUUGAAAAAAUGGAAAAGGAGUCAAGUCGUCCAAAUUCCGCUCUUGAUUUUAACUAUUCCGGGGAGAUAAGUCGAUUAAAUGAGUUUGAUGUAGAUCAAGUCGAGACAAAACCAGAAGCCCAAAAUAAGUUAAAUGUUCAUUUCAAUGAAAUGGCUGCGUUAAGAAGUACGUCUCCGUUACCAUCACAAAACUUAAUUCGUCAAAGGUGUGAUAGUACUUCAAAUUACAAUCCUGCUCAAACCACUGUCACUCAUCGCCAACGCAGUGAUUUAUACGGGAAAAGUAUUCUAUCAGUGGACUCUUUCAACAAAGAAACUUUGAAUGAUAUAUUUAAUCUAGCACAAUUCAUGAAAACUAAUGUAUCUAAAAGUCGUUUAGUAGAUGAUAUUUUACGAGGAAAAGUCAUGGCUUCAGUAUUCUAUGAAGUAAGCACCCGAACAAGCUGUAGUUUUGCAGCUGCUAUGCAGAGACUAGGUGGAUCAGUAAUUCAUACUGAUGCUACAAGUUCGUCCGCCAAGAAAGGUGAAACACUAGAGGAUAGUGUAGCAGUAAUGGCUAGCUACUCGGAUGUAGUUGUCUUACGUCACCCAGAACCUGGUGCAGUAGCGAAAGCUGCUCGACACUGUCGAAAACCGAUUAUAAAUGCCGGAGAUGGUAUCGGUGAACAUCCUACGCAAGCGUUACUCGAUAUAUUUACAAUAAGAGAAGAAAUUGGUACCGUCAAUGGUCUUACCAUAACAAUGGUUGGAGAUUUAAAGAAUGGACGCACUGUUCACUCUCUAGCCCGACUUUUGACAUUAUAUCAAGUUCAACUACAAUACGUUAGUCCCCCGGGCCUAGGCAUGCCCAAACACAUCAUGCAAUACAUAGCAGAUAAAGGAGUACCACAACGAGUUUACGAACGCUUAGAAGAUGUAUUGGCAGACACUCACGUCCUAUAUAUGACCAGGAUUCAACGAGAACGAUUUGAAAGUCAAGAAGAAUAUGAAAAAACUCGCGGUUUACUAGUUGUGACACCUCAACUGAUGACCCGCGCACGCCGCCGCAUGGUGGUUAUGCACCCGCUCCCUCGGGUCGACGAAAUUUCAUCAGAGUUUGAUUCCGAUCCUAGAGCCGCCUACUUUAGACAAGCUGAGUACGGGAUGUAUGUCCGGAUGGCACUUCUUGCCAUGGUGGCUGGAGUUAACCCGCUUAUAUGAUUCCUUCCAUUGUUAUAAUUCCAAACCACAGAAGUUUAAAAAUAUUACAUGCAUACAUAUAAUCAUGUCUUUAUCCCUUACGAAGUAGACAGAGGCAACAAUCUCGAAAAGACUGGAAGGCCCAUUUUUAAUGGCUAACGAUAGAAUUGAGAUUAAAAUAGUGACAGGUUGCUAGCUCAACGCCUGAUAGAAGAAUCCCGAACUAAGUACCCUGUUUAUAAACAUUUCUUUGUAUUCUGUGAUUUUAUGAUGGAAUUGAACAUUUUAUUUUCUAAAUAAAAAGAUUUUUUAAUAAAAUU
Molecule: messenger RNA, 9119 nt
Organism: Amyelois transitella
Lineage: Eukaryota; Metazoa; Arthropoda; Insecta; Lepidoptera; Pyralidae
Gene: rudimentary
Product: CAD protein
Exons: 23
Coding region: 217-8820 (2867 amino acids)
Biological process (GO): carbohydrate metabolic process; 'de novo' pyrimidine nucleobase biosynthetic process; L-arginine biosynthetic process
Cellular component (GO): cytoplasm; carbamoyl-phosphate synthase complex
Molecular function (GO): hydrolase activity, hydrolyzing O-glycosyl compounds; metal ion binding; ATP binding
Source: RefSeq, a predicted model, not a curated record